This is a messenger RNA of Nicotiana tabacum (common tobacco), 468 nucleotides long. The record is from RefSeq and is a predicted model, not a curated record. Lineage: Eukaryota; Viridiplantae; Streptophyta; Magnoliopsida; Solanales; Solanaceae.
GCCUCAAAGCCCUUGGACCCAACUCAAAGAGGUUAAAAACUGAUCUCAAAGAGGGCAAAAUCUCUAGCGAAUAUCUACCUUUCUAAUUGGUUCUUAGUUGCAGUGAAUCGUAAAUGCAGAUUCAGGUAAAAUGCAGCUGCGGGGAGGAAAAAUGCCCGGAAUGGGCAAUUCUGGAACUUCAAGGUGUGGUUGAAACCCAACCCUCCUUCAAAGAUCGCCUCCAAAAUCUCCAAAUUGGCAUUCUCUGCCGCCCCUCUUCCCAGGAAAAUUAUACAUUUACUGUUGGGUAUCAUGAAUUGACCGGGUCCAAAUUGCCCUUGAAAAAGCCAAUGUUAGUAUUGAAGAAAAUCAAACUUGACUCUAAGGAAAAGAAGUGUGCCAUUAGUUCAUCAAGGGUGGAAUUGGACGUUAUUGGAAUAAUUCGUCAAAGGAUUCUUUUUAAAACCAGACCUAAGGCACUCAUAUCAA